Molecule: messenger RNA, 1512 nt
Organism: Somion occarium
Lineage: Eukaryota; Fungi; Basidiomycota; Agaricomycetes; Polyporales; Cerrenaceae
Source: the annotation of a GenBank genome assembly
ACCCACAGCAAAGAAAUGCGAACUUUCUCGUCGCAGAGGUGGAACCUGAACGUUCACACCAAAGAACCUAAGGUGAAGAUGGAGGUUGGGCGGAAGAAAAUGUAAUGUCACAUCGUCACACAGAAGAAUACUUACUCAUGUAGCCGAGUACAUUUAGUAAUUAAAUAACGUAUAUCUCUAACAAACCCUAAUAUAGGGCUGUAGCGCCACAUGGUACAGCCCUUGUCCCGCCAUGCUCCCUUUAUAACCACCACCAGUCUCUAUCCCAAAUAUCUAAAAGUCUUUCACCUCACUGAGUUAACAUGCGAAUAACCGCUUUUCCAUUGCUUCUGGCUGCCGGACUCGCCAUGCAGGCAGCCGCCAGUCCCAUCCGAGUCGUUGUAGUCACAAGUCAUCAGGAGAUGUCCCCAGUACCAUUUGGACAUCCCAUCGGGGACCGACCUGUCCUCGGGCACAUGAUGCGCCCCGAUAUGAUGACUGCGACCAACGCAGCGAUUCAGAAUGACCCCAGCGCCGGACGCCGUGGUCAUCUUUGUGGGUUGAUGAAGGAGAAAGGCUUGAUCAUGGCUAACAAGUUUAGACAAAUCUUUGGUCUUCCUCUCAUCGAGACCGUUCACCCAACUAAGCCUCACAUCGAGCCUACCCCCAACAAUCCCAACAACACCGAUGGUGCUGUUCAUAUCCUUCCUUUCAUCGGAACUCCUAUCGCUCGACCUGGAGAAGGUCAAGUGCAUGGUCGCCCUCACUUCCAUCACCGUUACCACGAUACGUUCCUCAAGCGCGUUCACCACGCCUUGAUGACUCUCGGCCCUUGGGAGGGCAGAGCUGUCGCCUUUGUGCUUGGAUGUGGUAUUGGCGUCUUGCUUCGCAUGAUCUGGGUCAUGAGCCUGUUGACUAUCCGCAUGUUCCGCAGCGGCAACAGGGCUUCUGACGAGGACUUCUACAACCAGACAUCAGACGAUAUGGAAUACAUUGUCUUCGAUGGAGAUGCGGAGACCAUCCUUGUUCCUCCUCCCCAGUACACCGACGAGAAGGUUGCUCUUGCAGCCGACUCUGAGGUCAAGACCACCGCCGUGAAUGCCAACGAGAACUAAGGCCAUGCGUCUAUAUCAAAUAUUCUCCAACAAUGUAGUUGAUGCGUAUGCAGUUUCGGAAUGGGCUCUUGCUCAAUAGGGAGCCAUUUGGAGUAUUGAUAAGUUGACAUAUCUGGACUGUUGUAUUGUAUCUCCCCUUCCCUUUCCCGUCCUCUUUACUUUGAAUUCGUCUGCGCCAGCAGUCUUGUUCCAAUCCGGAACAAGACUGCUGUUGGCACCAGGUUCUUUCGUGACAAGUGUUUACUACCCCAUAACUAAAUAAUACAUAUACAUUGUGGGAUUAGAAUCUAGCCAGGCUAGUGACACGGGUAUAGGAGCCAAAGUCGAUGGUGAUUUCAGAUAGACUGAUUUAACAGCAAGUGUGCUAGCAGUACGUAGUGGACAAGUUAGUUGAAAUCACGAGUCACGAUGCGCGAUC